GAUUUAUAUUUCACAUCAAAAGAGUUUUAAUGCUUUUCCACCCAGAGAAAUUGAAUUCCCUUUAAUUAAAUUUGAUUGGCGAUUUAGCUUCUCAAAAUUAUGAAUAAGACGAAUUUGGUAUUCCUUACAGCCCAGAAUAAAAUUUUUAUAAAAAUUAUUUAGAGCAAAAAAGUAUAAACAAUAAUAGCAAUAAUGAAUAGGCAAAUUGCUUUUCUUAAUAUGUAACUAAUGUGAAUAUUUCUCAUGAGAAAUAAAAAGAAAUUGAAAGACAAAAGAUGAAAAAAAGAAAAAGAAAAAUAUUAAGAAAAUUAUAAAAGCUUUUUGGCAUUAAUUUUUUUUCUUAGAUUUUAUAAAUGUGCAAGCAAAAGAUGAAGAGAUUAGCUAAACUUACAAUUAAUAAAAUACCUCUAAUAGAUUUAAAUUCUAAUUACUACUAUAUUUGGCAGACAAUAAUCUUGAUUUGUGAUUCGAUUGUUAUGAUUUACAUCCCAUUUUAAAUAAGUUUUUAGCCUAUUGAAGUUGUUGAAGUCUAUUUGUUAAAGGUAGUUCUUCCAAUAGUUUACUUCAUGAAUCUGUUUAUUAAUUUGAAUGUAUCCGCUUACGAUAAAGGAAUCGUAAUCACUUCUCGCUCGAAAAUAGUCAAAUUGUAUUUUACUAAUAGCUUCAUAUUUGAUUUUAUAGCUAUUAUCGCCUCAUUUUCUCACAGUUUUCUCCUUUUAAUUCGAUAUUUUUACUCCAACUCUUUGAUUGAGUAGCUCAAAUCAUACUUCAUCCUUAAUUCAAAUUUAAGUGCUGUCAUUUAACUUACCUCUCUGGUUAUAAAAAUAUUUGCUUUUUCACAUAUUUUUAGUUGCUUUUGGCAUGCAAUAGGCUAGUACUAUUACUUUCAAAAAAUUGGAUGGAUAUACGAGCUUGGAUUUUCAAAUGAAGAUUCAUAUAAAAUCUACAUUGUUUGCUUUUACUAUGCUGUAGUCACUAUGAGCACUAUUGGAUAUGGAGAUAUUUAUGCUAAAACUACUGGGGAGAUGCUUUUCAUGAUAUUUGCAAUAUUAAUAUCUAGUUGCUUAUUCGGAUACACAAUAAAUUAAAUAGGGACAAUAAUUACAGAACUUAGAUAUAAGCAUGAAAUUUGCUCUAAAAAGUAAGCUAAACUGGAAGAAUAUUUAAGUAGACAUCAAGUAGAUGCAGGAUUAAGGAGCAAAGCCAGAAAAUAUAUUUAAUAUAUUUAUUAAUAAGAAAAUAUUAUGAAUAAGGAUGGUUAAGAAAACCUUAAGCAUUUAAACUCUUAUCUAAAACAAGAGAUUUAAAAGGAUAUUAAAACAAAGGCAUUUAGUAAAACAAAGUAAAUAUUCUAAUGUAUCUCAAGAAAUCCUAAGUUUUUAGAUAGAGUCGUCUCAAUAAUAAAGGAAUAGUAAUACGGACCUGAAGAAUUGAUUAACUUACCAAAUUAGAAUUGUAAUCCUUCUCUGCACAUAAUCCAGUAUGGCGAAGUUGAAAUAUUUAUUAAAUCUAGAGAGAGUAAUUUACCUUUUAAGACAAUACAAUUUCUUAAGGCUGGGAGUGUAUUUGGCUAACAAGAGUUUUUCACUAAUAACUAAAUAAACUAUUUAUAGGCAAGAUCAGUGGGAAUAUCUUACAUAUCUUUUAUACAACUUUAAGAUUUUGAAUCUAUUUUAGACUAAUUUCCUGAAGAAAAAGAAAAGUUCUUCAUGAUAAGAGACUAGGUGCUUAUAAAUAAAUAGAAUUUUCUCAUUUAAGAUAGUUGUAUUUCUUGCAAAUCAGACAAUCAUAAUCUUUAAAAUUGCCCUUAUAUUUUUUAUUUUCCUAUUAUUAAUGAUGGCAAAAAAAUAUAAUAGAUUGUAAACUAAAUUAAUAAUUAAGACUAAAGUCUUUUUAAAUAGUAAUUUAGGUAGAGGCAAAAAGUGAAUGUCUUUAAAAAUUUAAAUUUACUUUAAUCCUAAAUAAAUUAGUAUUAAGUUAAUUAGGAUGAAUUCAUUAACAUUUUCUAUGGAUAGUUAGAUGAACAAGAUCACAUCGAUGAUUAAGAUCAAAGCCUGUGUUAAAUGAGACCAGAAUUCGAAGAUACAGAUUCAAUGUCUUAAGAUUAAAAUAAAGAAAAUAUUAAUCUUAGCAGAAUUAGAAGUCACUCUAAUAUUUCUCUAAAAAACAAUAACUCAUAUAAAUUUCCAUUACAAAAUUAAGUUGUAUUUAAUGAUUUGGAUUCUUAAAAAUUACGUAAUAGUCAUUAAAAUAGCUAAAUUCUGACUAUUGAUAAAGAAAUGUCUCACAGAAAAGGUUCUAAUAGCUAUUCUUCAAAAAAAGGAAGUAAAAAAUCAAAACAAUUUUAAGAAAAUGACAGAAUAUUAACUUAAUCUUCUCAGAUUGCUUGUGAAAAUAAAUUUGAUUAAAAGCCAUCAGAUAUUUUAAUUAAGAAUAUAAAGAGUGAGAUGUUCAACGAAGAUAUAAUUUAGUAGUAAGCUAAACAACCUAUUCAAACAGAUAUUUUAAAAAGAAGUUUUACUACCAAAGGAACAGAUGAAGUGGAAAUGAAAAAAACUAUUUCACGAAAAAAGAGAAAAUCUUUUACUCAAGUAAAUUAAAAGAAACUAUAAAAAGAAGAAGAGGAAAAUGAGGAAUUUUGUUUAAAAGAUUAGGUAGUAUUUAGAGAAUAACUCAACUAAAAUAAUACAUCAGAAACAAAUAUAUUUACCAAUAAUCAUACCCAUUUUUCUAAGAAUUUUACAAAUCAGUAUUAGAAUAAAAUUCUUUCGAAUAAUGCUGCACUGUAGUCAGAUAAAUAAAUAUAGAAUUCAUCCUAAAUUAAUAUUCUUGGAGGAGUUAAUUCAAACUUAUUCCCAACUAUAAAUUUAUAGCCUCUUUUGUAUUAAAAUUCAAAUAGUUUAAGCUCCAAAAAUCAUUCAAAUAUUUAGCCUCAUAAAACACAAAUUUCUCAAUCUUCAAACCAUACAAUCUACAAAUAAAAAAUACAGAAUCCUGUAAUAUAAAUUCUGCCAAGUUUAAUAAGCUAAUUAAAUUAAAUUUUUGUAUAGAACUAAAAUUAAAAUAACAUUAAUAUGAACCAAGUAAAUAAAAACAGUAUUGAUCAAAAUAUAUCAAACGAAGAAAUAUAAACUAUUUUAGGAAGAAAUAUUAACAAUUAAAAUAAACAAUACUUAAAACCUAAUUAGUUUACUGAUGGAAAUAUCAUACCUUUAAAUCUAGAUAUCUUAAAAAAUUACCAAUUUUAUCUUCCUCACAACAAUUUCGAUAAGAUGUCUCAUUCUUAUAAUUAAAAGUUGAAAAAUAAGCUAUAAAUUUAAAAAAAAGUCUCUCCUAAAAAAAUUAGAAGAUCUAAAAAUGAAAUAACCUUAAUAUAAGAUAUUCAAUUGAAUUGA
Tetrahymena thermophila SB210 is the source of this 3395-nucleotide messenger RNA. Its product is annotated as cation channel family protein. The record is from RefSeq and is a predicted model, not a curated record. The transcript has 6 exons. NCBI's taxonomy places the organism in Eukaryota, Ciliophora, Oligohymenophorea, Hymenostomatida, Tetrahymenidae.